GUUUUCUUUUCAACAAUAGCGGAUUUUUUUUUAUUCAGCUUUAAAAGGGCUUUUAAAAUAGACAUAAUUUUAUUUUAUUUUCACAAGCUGGUGAGAUAAGGUAUCAUUAGCAUCCCCAUUUGACUUCCCGGGGUCACACUCAUUAGGUUCCUGUUCCUCUGUCAAAAGAGACUGAGUUUCAGAUAGGCUCUAAAGUCCAUCUUGGGAGUCUAGCCACCCAUCAGCCCCUGGGGUCCCUCCAGAUCCGGCUCCAGGGUCCCCUCCAGAUCCGGCUCCUUUUCCAGACACUUCAGUCCUGGAUGCCCGGGAUGCUUUAUCCCCUGUCUUUUAUUUUCUCCGAUUUCCUCCAAAAGUCAGCUCAAGUGCCAGCUGCCGCAGGAGGCCUUUCCUGUCACCCAGAUGUUUCUGCCCCGCCUCUGAAAUCACUUUCCAGUUGUUUGCACAGAGUCGUUUGCAUAGUUGUCACCCCAGUUAGAACGGGAGGUUGGCUGAGGACGCGGACCGAGUUUUGGGCUCUCUUGGUUAUCCAGCGCUUAGGACGCGUGUUUGGCACGUAGUAGGCACUUUAUAAAUUCCUGGUGACACGCUAAUUGCACUUCAGACUCGGGCUCCCAGAAGAAACAGGAGCUCGGAAAGUCAGCUCAGAGUGGGCCGACUGGCAAACUGGCAGGACCUUUACUCUGUUUCCCUAAACGGGGUGCGCCCUGGCUGCCAGCUUCCCUCCUGGGAGCAGAGAUCAGCUUGCUCUGGGCGGAUCCAGGGCAGGGUUGGAAGAAAAACCGGGAGGAGAGAGGAGGGAGGAGGGAGGAGAGGGGGGAGCGGAGGCGGGCCCGUCAGCGGGGCCCCUCCUCUCCCAGGGCUGGCUCCGCACCUAACUGGCCCGGGGCGAGGCUUGUCCGGCUCGGUGACCGCCCCCCCCAGAGCUAGAAGAGGAAGUUGGGACAAGUAGGGCCCGGAGCAUCUCCGCGGAGGGAGGCGGGAGGCCUGGCCGACGGGCUGACCGACGGAUGGACGCACCGAGCGGCCAGGCUGCGGCGGAGCGGCGCGGUCUGUGGGAGACUGAGUGAGAGGGCGGGUGGAGAGGCCCCGGGCGCUCGCCUCCCCGGCCUGGGCGGGGGCGAUCCUCGAGCCUCCCGGCCCUGGGAAGUCCGACAGCUCCGCCCCCAGCCCCAGCAUCUUGGCAGAGCCCCCAGGCGCGGGUGCAGCUCCGCGCUGGGCUUCCCGGGACCGGCCGUUUCCGAGCCCGCCUGCGGUGUGCCCGCCUGCCUCCGGACCCUAGACCUCCGGCGCCGAAGAGCUCAAGAUGCCCGGAGGCAGGGCACUCGCACCUCUCCCCCUCCUCCUCCUCCUGCUCUGCGAGCAGUCGUCCCCGAGCCGCGUCCCUCCAGAAACCCAAGCAGUCAUUAUUGGAGAAGAACAAGAGAACGUUACCCUACCUUGUAGUAAUACCUCAAACCCUGGGGGCCUGGUGAGCUGGUAUAGAAAUGAACCUGAGGCUGCCUUCCUUCUUUCUUCCAACACAACCCUCCCACGUGAAUCCCGCUACUCCCUGGUGAAUGGCAGUUCUUUGCGGAUCACAGGGCUGGGCCCACAAGAUGAGGGGAACUAUACUUGUCGAGAAGUCCUGAACGAGACCCUGGGAGACCACUUGGACCACAGGAUCCAGCUGCUGGUAGCCAGUGGUCCCAACCAGAUCAGCGUCAAAAUCUCUCCCACUGGAAUCUACCCGAAUGGCUCCCUCUUUGUCACUAGGGGCUCCACGGUGACCUUCAACUGUAGCAGCAGCUCCCAUCCACCUCCCGUGGUGGAGUGGUACUUCCAGAUGCCAGGGUCCAACAGAGAGCCCUUCGGGACCAACAAUGAGAACUUCAGCUACUUUGAGCUCCACAACAUGUCGCCCUCACUUCAGGGGAAUUACACGUGUUUUGCCACGAACACGCUCAGCAAGAGGGUUCAGAAAGUGACCUCUGAGCUCCUGGUGUAUUAUCCUCCUUGGUCAGCCCCACAGUGCUGGGCAGAGACAGUUCCCUCGGGAUCCAUGCUACAACUCAUCUGCCGAUGGUCUGGGGGAUACCCCGAUCCCGUCUUCCUGUGGACAGAAGAGCCAGGAAACUUGAUCUUGGGAAAUUCAACCUCGGGUGUAGAGAUACUCAAUCGGUCCCAAUUGUCUGACGGCAAGAAGUUCAAAUGUAUCGGGAAUCAUACCGUGGCGUCGGGAACGAUGGGAGCCAAUUGCGUGGUCCAGAUAAAUGGGCCCACCCUUCAGUCUGAGCCAAUGAAGACCUGCUUCUUGGGAGGCAACGUGACCCUCACUUGCCAGGUGUCUGGGGCCAACCCCGCUGCCAAGAUCUCUUGGCUGCGGAAUCUGACCCAGCCAGAGGAGGAGAUCCUGCCCAGCGCACGUUACCUGAUAACGCACGAGGAUUCAGUCUCCACCCUCACCAUCCUCAACUGUUCCCAGGGUGUGGAUGAAGGCUACUAUGUCUGCAGGGCAGAGAACCCGGUGCGGGUGAGGGAGGUGGACAUCUGGCUGACUGUGAAAAAACCUUUGAACAUCGGGGGCAUUGUGGGGGCUGUGGUGAUCUUGCUCCUGUUGGGAGUGGGGACGGUCUCCGGUUUUAUAUUGUACUACAGUCCAAACAUCUGCCUGAAAGUAGGAAGCAGCCUCAGGGGUCAAGACACGAGUGACGUCAUGGUCCUGGUGGAUUCACAGGACGAGGAAGAGGAAGAUGUGGAAGAAGAGGAGGAAGAAAGAGAAGAGGAAGACUUGCCGAAAGAGAUAACCAGACACGGUCACAUACACCGGGUGACCGCCCUGGUGAACGGGGAUGUGGAACGCAUGGGGAAUGGGCUCCAGGCCCUACAAGAUGACAGUAGGGAAACCCACAGCGACAUUUUCCAGGAAGAAUGUGACCGACCUGUUUGAUUACAGUCAUCUUGAUGUUCCUGGAGCACUCGCAGAGGAUGCUUGGUUUGGAGUUCAGCUUUCCAGACAUCCCAACCUGGGCUCUGAGAUCUCUCGCUUUGGGCCCCUCAGCAAAUGUCCCAUCUCCCCUUCUGUUCUUUUCUCCCUAAUUAGCUUGAUUUGCUGUCGGCUUCCUCAAGAUGCACGAGCGCCAUAGGGACAGGCGAGUCCUUGGGAGGAAGCCCUAGAAGUGGCGUUUGGUUUCCAAAGUGCAACUUUUCUGGGAAUCUUGUCCCCAUCCAGGUGUCCCUCCUCCUUCCCUGAGAGCACAAGUGAAACUUCUUUCCUUAGCAACAGGAAGAUGAUUUUGCUGGCAGCUUGGGCCAAUGUACAGAGAAGGAUAUUUUGGCAUCCCAAGGCAAGCACUCAAAAUGACCCAAGCCAUCCCUUUGCUAUCUCCAAGAAAGGCACAGGUGGGCCAGAUUUCUGGGCAAACAUCCACGGUCUGAGAAAAAAAAAAAGAUCAAGGUUUGCCAAAGACUUGUACCUGGAGGGGGACCCUUCCCUCCUUGAUGGGAAAUUGGAUUAAGUAAAAGUUAGAGUCUCUCACUGAGUGGGAACAUUGCUGUCAAGUUUCCUUUGGAGAAGUGGAUUUGGAUUAUUAGAAUUGAAUAGCACUGGACUUGGAAGAGCAAAAUCUAGAAAUAGUUGAGCAAAUCACCUCUCUGAGCCUCAGUUUCUCCAUUUGGAAAAGAUGGGGGAGUAGAUGGUUUCUAAGGUCCUUUCAAGUUGUAUGGAUCUGCUGAUAAUUUAUAACUUUUCCAGGUCCAUAGAUUAGCCAUGAUUCUUCUCAGAGACUUGGGAGGUUAAUGAGAUAAAGAAGAAAUUAUUUUUAUUUUAACCAGAAUGUAUGGGGGGGAUAUUAUAGAAGGAAAAGGAAAAGUACGAGUAGCUUAAGCCCACUUUUUCUGCUUCUUAGCCACUGCUAUGAAAGUAGUACUCAGCACUUUGUCAUGGAACAAGUAGAAAUCCAGACUAUUUCUUGAUUUUCUCACUCACAUCUGGUGAUCAUGACGGAGUCAUGGUCAUUCUUGGCCUGGGCUUCUCCAUCUCGGAAACAGAUGAAAAAAACAUUUUCUCUGCUUGCUGCGAGGAGAGACUAGGAAGCCAGCCCCAUUGGAUGGCUAUGAAUGGAAGGAAAAUGCUAUGUAAUAGUAAAAGUGGAGAGUCUAGUGAGCCACCAUUUUCCCCCCAUAUGGCCUUUGAUGAUGGCGUCAGACAAGCUUUUCAUAUGACAGCGAAAGAGAAUGCAAGGACUUGUGUUAGAUGCUGGGUUUGUUUUCCAUGUGUAUAGAUCCGCUGAAGGUGGGGUCGGGAUACAAUUUGGGACAUGGAACUUAGAAGGCUUGGGCUUUCUCAUCUUGCCUCAGAUAUUCACUUCCAGGGUGAGCAUGACUACACUUCUCUGAGACUCAGUUUCCUCAUCUGUAAAAUGGGGCCAGAAUACCUGUAAUACCUACCUCACAGGGCUGCCACGAGGCUCCAAUGAGGUCAUGUAAGUAACUGAAGUGCUUGGCGAAUUUGCUUUUCCUCCUGCCCUUUUCAUCACCGCGAACUUAACCAUCACCCUGGACUUUGCCAAGAUAGCUCGAAUUCACCAGCAUCCUUUCCCUUUUCUAACACUAAAUUUAACUUGGUUAUAAAGUUUGUUUUAUUUUAAUCACUUUCAUUCACAUGUUGUGGGGGGCUGUGAUGACUGAAAUUGGUUUCAUUAUGCAUAAGCUUAUUCUGCAUAGGAAGCAGUGGAGUGGUUAGAAUUGAUCUCCGAGUCAAAAAGGCAUGGAUUCUCAUCCUGCCUUCGUCACAUAUGAAGUAUGAGAUCCUGGGUGAAUCAUUUGGUCUCUUAUUGCUCUAGGCAACCCUCUUAGACUAAGUUACAGAGAAGGUACCAGAUGAGGAUUUCCCUUGAGUGCUUAAAUCAUAAGUUCAGACCAAAUAUAUAUAUGAAAUAAUUUUGUGGAAAUUCUUUUUUUUUUUUUAAAGAUGUCAAACUGAUAUCAACUAGUCAAAGUCAACUACCUAACCAUUUUGCUGUCAAGGCACAAGGGGAAAUCAGAUGCAGGAGUCAUAUCCCCAGGAAUCAUAGUGUUAUCUAUUUUGCCUCUCCAACAGGCAAUUUCCAUUUUACUCCAUAGUACCUCAAAUGUUUGACUGUUUCAUGUAGUUUGGGAAUGGGCCACCAUGACAAGUGUAUUUUACCACCUCCAGGAGUUGGAUCAAAGCCUCCCCCACUUUGAGUCUUUCAGGGUCUAUUUGGUGAAAUCCUUGCAUUAGAGAAUACAACUGGGUCUCAUUUGCCUCGAUUUAGAAAGUGACAUUAUGAACUCUGGAAAACUUUAUAAAUCUGACUCCUAGCUGGGAAAUGAAAUGAAAGUUGUGAAAGGUCAUCAAAAAUUUCCCUAGCUUCCUGUUCCUUUUACAGAUAUUUUAGUAAUUGAGUCAGACUAGAGAUAGGGAACUAUUCAAGGCAGGGAUUUUUCCACUCCUAAAUAAAAACUUAGUGCCAACUUGCUGUUAACCAAAGCAACCCUUUAAACAAGUCGGGAGCCAUGCAUGAUUGAUGUCACUCAUGGAUGAGCAAAGCAGACCUUAUGUGGGAUUGUAGGCUCUCGGGCGCUUUGAAUUUUGAAGACAUUCAAAGAAAUGGGGCUUGAGUAUUUUUUAAAGGAAAAAAAAACAACAACACUGAAAUACAAAGCCUUUUGACAAGGGGGAUUCUAUUCUGACUUUGUAGGGUAUGGUUUUUGGUUUCAUCUUUCAUUAAAACAUAUCGUGACGUUACGGCAAAUUUAGGAAUUUUGCUUUCCUGGAACUUGGAUGGUAAAUGUUUAGGGGCUACCAUUAACAAAUCUUUUUCCUUGAGGGCUGGUGGGGGUUUAAGGAGGAAGGUAUAGCUUUUUUAGCUGGUUCUAAUUCUCACUGAAGCCCCUACCAUGGUAGUUGUCUUAUUCAAGCAUGACUGCAAUACACACUGGAAGGUGUUAGCACUUGGAUUACUAAAGCACUACAGACUAAUUGGGAAGACUUCUUGGGUAAAGCUUUCUAUACUUAGGCAUUCAAUGCCAACAAGUGUAAAUCUUCCAUUCUGUGACUAGCCAUAUUCUGCUAUUAGAGCUUAAAAAAAACACAGGUAUCUCUGUUCUAAGUAAUCUGAUAUGUAAGAGUGGGUAUGAGGAGAAAUUAGUUUUGAGAGCCGUGGUUUGUUUUUUACGAUCCUUGAAUAAAGUUAUUUUUCAAUAAA
Messenger RNA from Antechinus flavipes (yellow-footed antechinus), 6206 nucleotides. It is a transcript of the gene VSIG10, whose product is annotated as V-set and immunoglobulin domain containing 10. Gene Ontology annotation, cellular component: cell-cell junction. Bases 1304 to 2926 code for a protein of 540 amino acids. Gene Ontology annotation, biological process: cell-cell adhesion. Gene Ontology annotation, molecular function: cell adhesion molecule binding. NCBI's taxonomy places the organism in Eukaryota, Metazoa, Chordata, Mammalia, Dasyuromorphia, Dasyuridae. The transcript is spliced from 9 exons. The record is from RefSeq and is a predicted model, not a curated record.